This is a messenger RNA of Corylus avellana, 1050 nucleotides long. Its product is annotated as Tetratricopeptide repeat (TPR)-like superfamily protein. NCBI's taxonomy places the organism in Eukaryota, Viridiplantae, Streptophyta, Magnoliopsida, Fagales, Betulaceae. The record is from RefSeq and is a predicted model, not a curated record. Gene Ontology annotation, molecular function: protein binding.
UAAUAAUAGUAAAGAAAAAAAAAACAACAGAAAAAUAAGAAAAUGCUUCUGAAAAGCGCUUCCGCGCCGAUCCUGACUCCGGAAUCGGAUAUGGGUUACCGGUUCACGAUCACGCGGUGCGUAUCCAUGUCUCUGUCGACGAUAAAGAACUGUAAAACGACGUCGGACGGCAACCUCAGGCCCUGGAGUCGGGCUCUACCGAGGAUGGCGACGGCGUCGUUGAGGGACUCUCUGGGGUUGGAUGAAGGGUGUCAUGGUGGUGGCGGCGGUGUCGGUGGUGGUAGGAAUGGCGGUGGUGGAGAUGGGAGUGAAGGGAAACGGGAAUGGGAUAAUAAUGGGAGUGAGAGCAUGGAUGGGUAUUACCAGAAGAUGAUCGGAGCCUACCCCGGUGACGCUCUCCUCCUCGGAAACUAUGCCAGGUUUUUAAAAGAGGUACGAGGUGAUAUUGUGAAGGCUGAAGAGUACUGUGAAAGAGCAAUUCUGGCUAAACCGAGCGAUUCAAAUGUAUUGUGUCUCUAUGGAGAUUUGAUAUGGCAGAGACAUAAGGAUGCUCCUCGUGCUCAGUCCUACUUUGAUCAAGCCAUUCACUCUGCCCCUCAUGACUGUUAUGUUCUUGCUUCAUAUGCAAAAUAUCUUUGGGAUGCCGGAGAAGAAGAUGAUGAUGAUGAUGAUGAGCAUGAAGAUUAUGGAAUAAGCGGCACUCUGAAAUGUACAUCUCCGGCCAAUGUAUCCCGAGGAUGUCCUCCGACACCUGUUUUGGUGGCUCCUCCUUCAGCUUAAACCAUAUAUUAAUUAUUACACAGCAGAGAGUGAUUUUUAACUUUUUUAUCCUGGAAUGUUUUAAGGGUUCCUUAUCCUGUUACAGAUUCCUAUCUCUAUCCCCACUCCCAUUCCCCCCGUACCAUUCUUGUCUUGUAUUGAAGGUUUACUCUCCUCCUUGCCCUUCACAGAUGUUUUCAACUCAACUUUUCCUGUGGCCUGUGAUUUCCCUAUCUAAUCCUAUUCCAAGAGAUACUUGGCUUCCACCCUGUUGUCUCUAUUGCUUGGCUG